GAACUCCUUCAUAGAUAUUCUUCGUGCGAUCCUACUUUCCUUGGAAGUGCUCAUUGAAGAUCAAGAGCUUCAGAUAAAUGGCUUCAUUCUAAUUAUAGACUGGAGCAACUUUUCCUUCAAGCAAGCUUCCAAGCUUACACCAUCUAUCCUCAAACUGGCCAUUGAAGGGUUACAGGACAGCUUUCCUGCACGUUUUGGAGGAGUCCAUUUUGUCAAUCAGCCCUGGUACAUCCAUGCCCUCUACACACUAAUCAAACCAUUCCUCAAAGACAAGACAAGGAAAAGGAUCUUUCUUCAUGGUAACAACCUGAACAGUCUUCACCAGCUAAUACACCCUGAAUGCCUGCCCUCUGAAUUUGGGGGGACUCUUCCUCCCUAUGACAUGGGGACAUGGGCUCGAACAUUACUUGGUCCUGACUACAGUGAUGAAAAUGAGUACACCCACACCUCCUACAAUGCCAUGCACGUGAAGCACGCAUCCUCCAACCUGGAGCGGGAGGCCUCACCCAAACCCAUGAAAAGGUCCCAGUCUGUGGUGGAAGCUGGCACGCUGAAACAUGAAGACCAUGGGGAAAGCGAGAACACCCAACCACUGCUGGCUCUGGACUGAGCUCUCACAUGCCCAACAGACACAGAUCCAUGAGCAGACUUCCACCAUGCCAGAAACCCACAGAGCACACCACACACACAGACACACACGUGUUUCGACUGAUAAGUCCUUUAUGUUUCCUGACCAAGUAACAAACUGUCACCAGCCAUCUCUGUGCGGCCAAUGCUGAACAAAAACUGAGAAAUUUCUAUUGACACAGGAGUCUGUCCAUAUACAAAGAAUUUCUUUUUUUUUGGACUUAUGACAUUAAAAUAUUGGAAAUUUUGGGACUGCAUUCUCUGUUUAAAGAAACCAGGGUGUGUCAGUAGUGCUCCUG
Acanthisitta chloris (rifleman) is the source of this 926-nucleotide messenger RNA. It is a transcript of the gene CLVS1, whose product is annotated as clavesin 1. Gene Ontology annotation, molecular function: phosphatidylinositol bisphosphate binding. Gene Ontology annotation, cellular component: membrane. Lineage: Eukaryota; Metazoa; Chordata; Aves; Passeriformes; Acanthisittidae. The annotation marks the transcript as partial. The transcript is spliced from 4 exons. The record is from RefSeq and is a predicted model, not a curated record.